This is a messenger RNA of Hyla sarda, 3407 nucleotides long. RefSeq names its product ETS proto-oncogene 2, transcription factor (gene ETS2). The record is from RefSeq and is a predicted model, not a curated record. The transcript has 10 exons. Gene Ontology annotation, molecular function: sequence-specific DNA binding; DNA-binding transcription factor activity, RNA polymerase II-specific. NCBI's taxonomy places the organism in Eukaryota, Metazoa, Chordata, Amphibia, Anura, Hylidae. Gene Ontology annotation, cellular component: nucleus. Gene Ontology annotation, biological process: cell differentiation; regulation of transcription by RNA polymerase II. The coding region runs from base 328 to 1743 and encodes 471 amino acids.
GAGAUAGGAGGAGGGAGGCCAUGAAUGAGUGUGUGAUCUCUCCCAGCCUUCCAUUCCAGCUGCUGUGGAGGGGUGUGCACCACAAUAAUGCUCCUCCCUGCUGCUUGUGCUCAGAGCUGGAACUUCCCCUAGUUCAUCCAGACACAGGCAGCACUAGAGCUAGAAGCAAGCUCACUCUGUGACUAGGAGGGUCUCCUCCUUCUUUGGGGUCCCCUGGGAUAUUAUCCACCCAUUAAUCCUGUACACUCUGUGGACUAUUACCCAGGAAGCUUAUUGCCCACGUUUAGGGACUGUAUUUCUGCACUGGAUCCUGUUUAUCCAGAUCCAAUGACUGAGUUUGAAAUCCGAAAUAUGGAUCAGGUGGCUCCGGUCUACAACAUGCACCGAGGAAUCUUGAAGCGACAACUGGCAUUUGACAACGUAAACUUGUCCACGUCAAUAUUCACUGGAUUAUAUUCUACAUAUGAUACUUAUGAAGAGGAGCAGGCGGUGCCCACAGGCCUGGACUCCAUAUCUCAUGAUUCCGGCAGCUGUGAACUGCCUCUGUUGACCCCGUGCAGCAAGGCCGUCAUGAGUCAAGCUUUGAAGGCCACUUUUAAUGGAUUUACGAAAGAACAGCGGCGCUUCGGUAUUCCCAGCAAUCCAUGGCUGUGGAAUCAGACCCAAGUGUGUCAGUGGCUUUCAUGGGCCAUUACUGAAUUCUCCUUGGAGAACGUGAGCUUUCCGAAAUUUAUCAUGACUGGGCAAGAAUUGUGUAACUUGGGAAAAGAGCGAUUUCUAGAGUUGGCCCCGGACUUCGUGGGUGACAUUCUGUGGGAGCAUCUGGAACAAAUGAUGAAAGAGCAAGAAAAGAUUCAGGAUCAAUAUAUUGACGGCUCCAAUCACCACUCCAGCUCCCAGUGGAUAAGCAACGACUCAUUAAAUUUCAGCAUGGAGCCUCAGCAUUGUAUGCAAAUGCAGAGUUACCCGAAGACUGAAAUGUACAGCGACCUGUGUCCGGUUACCCAGGUCCCAAAUCUCCUCCCGGUGAAGCAGGAGUUCCAAAGUUAUUCAUGUAUGAAAUCCAUUGGAAAUAGUUACUCGUCUCUGAACCAUGACUAUGGGCAAAGCAACAUGAAUGUCCUCCUAAACUCUCUUAACUCUGUAAAAUCCAUGGACAGGGACUCUGUAGACAGUGGCACAGAAAGCUUUGAAGGCUCAGAUUCCUUGCUACAGUCGUGGACUAGCCAGUCCUCACUGGUGGAUAUGCAACGUGUUCCAUCCUACGAAAGCUUUGAGGAAGAUGCCAGCCACUCGUUGUGCUUAAACAAACCAUCUAUGUCUUUUAAAGAUUAUAUCCAAGACAGAAAUGACCCGGUGGAACAGGGCAAACCAGUUAUCCCGGCAGCUAUUCUUGCUGGUUUCACAGGGAGUGGACCAAUUCAGCUUUGGCAGUUCCUGUUGGAGUUGUUGACCGACAAAUCGUGCCAGCCCUUUAUCAGCUGGACUGGGGAUGGAUGGGAAUUCAAGCUCACUGACCCAGACGAGGUUGCUCGCCGCUGGGGAAAAAGGAAAAACAAACCUAAAAUGAACUACGAGAAGCUUAGUAGAGGACUUAGAUACUAUUAUGAUAAGAACAUUAUUCACAAGACCUCAGGAAAGCGCUAUGUGUAUCGGUUUGUGUGUGAUCUCCAUAAUUUGUUGGGGUACAUGGCAGAGGAACUGCAUGCCAUGCUUGGUGUUCAACCGGACACAGAUGAAUGAAUCAAUGAAGGUUCUAUAGCUGAAGCACACAAUUGUACUGUGAAUUUAUUGGGGCGGUGGGGGAGGGAGGAAACCCUGACCCCUUUCGGUCAUUAGUAGACUGUUAAAGACAAAACUAUGGCUAGAAUCUAAAAGGCAACGCGUUUUGAGACCUUUCUGCGAAGUGGUUUGUGUUGUACUUUCUCAACUUGGUGCGACAGAUGACCCUUGGGGUACAGCUCCGAAGAACAUUUGCACCAUAAACUUUUUUUUUUUUUUUUGUAUGUAUGCGUGUGUAAAGUAUUUUAUGUUUAAACACUGAGGGGAAAAACAGGAAAGAAGAAUUCGAAUCUACAGUCAACCAGGGAGAAAAUGACAGCCUAUCAGAAUCUCAAAUUGUGUCAUUUGAUGCUGAAAACAGCGAUUAACGCAAAAUUUCUAAACCAUCUCAGUGACUGCACUUUAACACCUCAUGCUGCCUGAGUCGUAUGUUGUUUUUGUGAUGUGGAUGUUUUUAUUUUUUUUAUUUUUUUUAUUUUUUCUUCUUCAGAUCAUUUCAAGCGCAUGUAAAUAGUUUUAUCAAGAAUUUUCAUAUUUGCAUAAUUUGAUCUACAAGGGAUGUGUAUAUUAUUAUUUACUAUUUGAAUUUCAGAUAUGUUUAAUAUUUUUUUUAUGGCACAAGGAUUGCCCCCUUUUUAGUUUUUUGUUUUGUUUUUUUCUUCUUCUCCUAAACUUCUUAAAUUCUCAUGUUAAGCUUCAUGAAACUGAAAAUAUUAUUUUUGUCAUUCCAAUAGUAACAUAAAAGAGCACUUGUCAUCAGACACAAUUAAAUGGGUGCCAUUGGGUUCUAACAAAUCUCAGGAAGUCUUUCAACUUGAUAAAUGUCUGUGUGAGAGCUCUAUAGAUGACGUACUUUUAUAAAAAUAUAUAAAGAAAUGAAUCGGCGCAGAAUAUUGGCCUAUGUAGUCCAAAAUUCUGUGCUGAACUCCAAAUCCACUACUUGGGUUGGUGUUUUUCAACCAUGGUGCCCACUGUUGUUGCAAAACUACAACUACCAGCAUGCCCAGACAGCCGAUGGCUGUUUGGGCAUGCUGGGAGUUGUAGUUAUGAAACAGUUGGAGGUUUCCUGGGAAAGGGGGGGAGGCACUGACCUCCGGUAGUGGGAGGUUAGUCUAGAUCUAGAUUAAAGAGGAAUAUAUGGUGCUGGAUGGACAAUACUGAGCAAGGCCACCUAAAAUUAUUCAAGUAGUGAAGCACAAGUUCGAGCUUUUCAGCUUAUUACACAUCUGUGAGAAUGUAAUCAUUUAGUAUGUGUUUUGUAAUUAUUGGAAAGACAUUAAUAACAUUUAGUGUUCUCCUUUCCUGUAUAUAUUGCUUUUAUGCUUGGUUGUUUUUAAGCAAUCUGUCUUAUUUUUUUUUUUUUCAUCAUUUUGAGCUCCUUGUUCUUGUUUCUGCCUCCCUUUGAAUAGAUGUGGAGGAAUUUGUGUAGCAGCCAUUUUUACUGCAAAAUAUUAUACCAGAUAUGUAUUUUUGUUGUCUUUCCCCUUUUUUGUUUUUAAGAGAGGUUUUUAUUUUAUAUCUAAAGUGCCUUGUAAACUAAAGCGUAUAUAUAUUUCUGUAUAAAGUUACUAGAGAGAUAGCAGAUGCAAAUUGACAGAAUUCUGAUUAAACUGUUUUUUGGAAAA